This is a messenger RNA of Sinocyclocheilus grahami, 2330 nucleotides long. It is a transcript of the gene gfra4b, whose product is annotated as GDNF family receptor alpha 4b. The transcript is spliced from 8 exons. Gene Ontology annotation, biological process: nervous system development. The record is from RefSeq and is a predicted model, not a curated record. Gene Ontology annotation, molecular function: signaling receptor activity. The coding region runs from base 160 to 1452 and encodes 430 amino acids. NCBI's taxonomy places the organism in Eukaryota, Metazoa, Chordata, Actinopteri, Cypriniformes, Cyprinidae. Gene Ontology annotation, cellular component: external side of plasma membrane; signaling receptor complex.
CGGCUGCUCUGCGUGCUCAUCUCGUUUUUAACCAUUUUAAGAGUCUUUAACACGCUGAAUUGAUAUGUGCAGGACGGCUUUUCACUGUCGGUAACCUCAGAAUAUAACAGAGACAGUUUCGCGUCAUUUCGAGCCAGUUCUCUUCAGAAGCGCGCAGAGAUGGAUCUAAUGGGACUCUACCUGCUCCAGCUCAGCUUCGCCGCUUUACAGGUAUUGCUUUCUGCGGGCAGAGACUGUCUCAUAGCGGGAGACACCUGUUCCAGUGAUGAGACCUGCAGCCCGCGUCUCCGGACCCUGCGCCAGUGCGUCGCCGGGAACGGCAGCAUGAAACUCGGCCCUGGAGCCCGCAGUCAGUGCGCAAACGCCGUCUCCGCCCUGCUGUCCAGCCCUCUGCACGGCUGCCAGUGCAGACGAGGCAUGAAGAGAGAGAAAAACUGUCUCAGCAUAUACUGGAGUCUCCACCAGUCUGGCAUGCAUGGGCUUAACCUGGUAGAGAACUAUCCAUAUGAAGCGAUCGAGAAAGGCUAUGACUUUGUCCGUCUGGCCUCCAUCACUGCAGAUUCUGAGCUCGGUAUGACAACAGUGAACCGCUGCCUGGACGCAGCCAAAGCUUGCAACGUCGACGAUGUGUGCCAGAAACUGCGCACCGAGUACGUGUCAACAUGCAUCAAGCCCUCCACCAAGUCGGGUCUGUGUAACCGAUCGAGGUGCAACAAGGCCUUGCGGCGGUUCUUCGACCGCGUGCCUCCGGAGUACACCCACGAGCUGCUGUUCUGCCCUUGCAGCGACAUGGCCUGUUCAGAGAGACGGCGACAGACCAUCGUGCCCAGCUGCUCCUAUGAGGGAGAAGAUAAACCCAGCUGCCUUUCCCAGAUGAGGAUCUGUAAGGCCGACUAUGUUUGCAGGUCCCGUUUGGCCCAGUUUCAGUACGACUGCCAGCCAGAAGAGCAGUCUGCCACCGGCUGCAAACAGGGAAACUAUGCUGCAUGUCUUAUUGCUUACACUGGACUGAUAGGCAGCCCGAUCACACCAAACUAUGUGGACAACUCCACAUCCAACGUGUCUCCCUGGUGCUCGUGUUCGGCCAGCGGGAAUCUGAAAGAUCAGUGCACUGAGUUCCUGGAAUAUUUCACCAACAACGUCUGUCUCAGGAACGCUCUCCUGACGUUCGGGAAUGGAAUGGACUUCACACCCACUCCCACACGACUGCCGCGGUUAAGCCCUGUGACGGACCGAGGGCCAUGGAGGACGACUGUGUUUGUCACGAUGGAGACGGAACAGAACGCUCUGAGCCCAGCCAAACCCACACAGGACUCUGUGAAGGUGAGGCUUUGGUCUGACUCCACCGCAUCCUUCGAAACACAGCAGAACUCGGCUCGUGUGUUUUCCGCGGCAUCGCUACCUGUCUGGAUUUGUGUGUUUCUCAGCUUCUUGCUUCGCUGUGAUCAGUAAACAGACUCAAGACUUUCGAGACAUCUAUUCUGACGGGCCCGUGAUUUUGGACCAACUGGAACCUGUUCAGCUCCAGAGCUGGAGAAACUAAUUUCUAACAUUGACGUCAUCGUGUUAUCUCUGUUUCUGUGGAAGCGCCAGUUAAACCUACAGAAUCUGAAUUUGCAAGGCACUUUUCUAGAAAUGAAUGUGGUUAUUCAAACACAAAGGCCAGCGGGAAACCUACCUGUACACAUGUAAAUAGUGUCACACGGGGUCAAUAUGAAACUGUGCUGUUCAUUGAGAGUUUCAGUGUAAAAUCAUAUUUUUGUGGGGUGGGGAGCCAAUUCAAAAGACUAAAAGUUCCUAAAGGCCAAAUAACCUUCUAGCACUCCAAAAUCAAUUCCUGAUGAAAUGUGGAGAGAAAUGAAGCUUUUUCUUCUUUCUUUUAUAGUUCCUCAUGCGUCAGUUCAACCAUUUGGAGAUCCCCUUGAGGAAAACGGAGAUUUAAUAUCAUUCUGUUCAACUUGACUGAAGAGAAGACAUAGGCUAUUUCUGAUCAAUAAUAGAAUGGUAAUGCUUUGGGUGGAAGUAAACAGUUCUCUUCUCAAAGCUCAUAAUGUGCUAUUGGGACAUAAGCUACUUCAACUAACCGAUCUUGGAGACUCAACAUUGUUGUGGCAUCGCCACAGCUGAUUUCCUGCCCAGUACUGUGUCUUUAUGUAUAAUGCGAUGUAUUUAUGAGGAGUUCCGGUGGUUCUGAUCUUGAAUUUGAGGGCUGGCAUUGUAGGAAUGGGGUAGGAGAGGUGUUUCCCGCUCCAGCCGCUGCUAAGAAAGCCCUUGAUAUUUCUAAAGGAAGGCUGGGAAUCUCAUUAUGGAACAUUCUUUGGUUCAUCAUA